AUGUAUCUACCCGUCGCCGACGACCUUGGCCUCGCGUUCGAGCACGCCGCUCGCUUCCUCGUCAAGCGCGCCGAGGUGGUGGACGGCGACGACUUCAAGCCUUUCGAGCUCAGCCACACCCAGUGGGUGACGGUCUACUUUAUCGAGUUGACCGUGAUCCUGUACCUCUUCGGGUGGAAUCUCUGGGGCGCCCGCUCGGUCCUCUUUCCUCUCAAGUUGACGGCCGUCCACGGCAUUGCUGGGACGCUCACGGGCGCAAAGGUCGAGAGCCUCAUCCUCGACCCGAAUCAGGGCGGCAGCACGCGCAUGGUUGGCGGGUGGGCGUUCGUCUCGUUGCCGGCGGGCUAUAUCGGCUCGACGCUCAUCGGCGCGGCGCUCAUCUUUGCCGGCUUCGACCAGAAGGCGUCCAAAAUUGCCGCCAUCCCGCUCUUUGUCCACCUGUCGAUCGUCGCCUACUGGGCACGCACGUCGCGGUUCACGCUCCUCAACGUCUGCUUCGUCCAGGGCCUCAUCCUCAUCCUCUACAUCGUCCAGCACGCGGCGUUCCUGCGCUUCCUCCUCCUCCUCAUCGGGUGCAUGAACGUACCAGCGUCGACACGGCCUGACGACUUUGCCCGCUCGCAGUACAGCGUGUGGGACCAGCUGGACGAUAAGAUCAACGAGAGCGACGUGUGCGCCUUCCAGCGCGAGUACCCGUGGCUCCCGGCGCAGGUCUGGGGCGGGAUCUGGACGCUGUUCUCGUGCGCCGGCCUGACGGCCGCCAUCCUCGGCGGCAUCGUGUACUUCAAGAACGACUUUGCCGAGCAGUACUUCGACUCGCAGACGUUCCUCCCGACUUAG
This is a messenger RNA of Rhodotorula graminis WP1, 840 nucleotides long. RefSeq lists its product as uncharacterized. The coding region runs from base 1 to 840 and encodes 279 amino acids. The transcript has 9 exons. The record is from RefSeq and is a predicted model, not a curated record. NCBI's taxonomy places the organism in Eukaryota, Fungi, Basidiomycota, Microbotryomycetes, Sporidiobolales, Sporidiobolaceae.